AUGGGGCUUCGGGAUAUCACCCUCAUUUCUUCUCCACUCCUUCAGAUUCUACAGAGGUUAGAGAUGUCCCUGACCAUGCUCAAAGAUGCAGAGCUUCAGAAAUUGGGAGAUCCAGCAAAACAGAAAGAUGAGGCACUUGAUAUCAUAAACUCAAUCUAUGAUAAUUCAGUUGCACUAAGCAACAUCUCAUUGCAAUUGGAAACCAUUGGAAAGCUUGUUAGAUCUGCAUCUUCUGAACAAAUGGUCCAAAUGGGUGAAAUUGAAAAGGCAGGGGAAUCAGAUAAGGACCCACUUCUUCCUGUUCAUACUCAUCAUGAGAUUGUACAGUCCAAGCCUGGAAAAGAACAAGUGUCAGCCAUGGACACCAAGAUCAAUGAAGGAUCAACUUCUGAAGUUGCUAACAGCUUUAACAAUCUACCUCAACAUCUAAAGAGACGUGUUAUCUACACUUGCAUUCUAUUUCUUGAAGAUUAUGAAUUUGAGGAGGAUACAUUGAUCCAAUUGUCACCUACUGUCAUUGAAAAUUAUGAGCCAACAUACAGAGUUCAUAAGGAUGUCUAUGAGGUAAUAAAACAAUGUUGUCCAGAUCAUGAAUAUGCUAUAUUAAUGGAGGAAGGUGAACCAAAUAACAUGUCUCCAGUGACUCUGCAUUCUACGUUGCUGCUUGGUGACAAAAUUUUCUACUUGGAUAUGAAAAUAUUUGAAAGGUUUUAUGAAGCAGAGUUGUUGCGCACUCUUAAAUUGCAGAAUGAGUGUGGAAGCCCCAUCAACCAUGUUUCUCACAAUUGCUUUGUGAAAUUGAGAUUCUUACGAGUGUUGGGUUUGAGUUCUACAGAAAUCAAGGAUUUGCCAACCUCUGUUUGCAACUUGAGACAUUUACGGUACAUUGAUGUCUCCAACACCCGAAUCAAAAAGUUACCAGAGUCAGUGAGUAAACUCUGUAAUCUAGAAACAUUGAAGCUUAGAGAUUGCUCAGACCCUGUUGCAUUACCCAAAGAAAUGAGUACACUUAUUAAUCUUCAACAUCUUGAUCUGGAUGGAACGCAUCAAUUGACUUCCAUGCCUCCAAGAAUGGGGAAAUUAACUAAUUUACAAAAACUGAGCAAAUUCAUUGUGGGAAGCGCAGAAGGAUUUCGAAUUGAAGAGCUGAAAUGCAUGAAGAAGCUUAGAGGAUCAAUUUGCAUAGCAAAGAUGGAGAAUGUUACCGAAGAUCAGGCUAAUGAAUUUAAAUUAAAUUAUAAGGUUGCAAUUCAAAAACAGGAGUUCCAAUGGAGUUCUUCUUCACAGACUACAGGUAUGGUGCUGAGAGCUUUCCAAACUGGUUAUCCUGGAACGGUUUCUACGGACUUCAAGUUAUCCACCUAA
Messenger RNA from Telopea speciosissima, 1365 nucleotides. Its product is annotated as putative disease resistance protein At3g14460. NCBI's taxonomy places the organism in Eukaryota, Viridiplantae, Streptophyta, Magnoliopsida, Proteales, Proteaceae. The record is from RefSeq and is a predicted model, not a curated record. The coding region runs from base 1 to 1365 and encodes 454 amino acids. The transcript has 4 exons.